ACACUGGUCGUAAGUACACGUAUCCGUUGACCAAAAUUGAUUUAAUAGAAGGCAAUUAAAAACAUAUUGCAUUAUUAUCGCGGCGCUUGUUGAUUCUAAAAGUUUUCUUCGCGGAGAAACUUCUUAUUUAAAAUUUAGUAAAAAUAGAAUUUUUCUGAUAAGACAACCUAAAGAAUAUUUGUAUUGGUAUAAGGAUGCUGCUGCUUCGUUUAUCACUUGCUCUUUUACUACUUUUGAAUGUAGUUUUCUUGGCGUAUGCUAUUCCUAAACCUGACGAUGAGGAAAUUAUUGCUGGUGACACACUACACACUCCAUUAGAUCAUGAUUCAGAUGGUGAGAAACAUUUCGAAGGAGGUCAUCACAACAAACAAUAUGAUCACGAAGCAUUCUUGGGUGAAGAUGAAGCAAAAACAUUUGAUCAACUAUCGCCGGAAGAGAGUAAACGUCGUUUGGGACUUAUCGUUGAUCGCAUUGAUGAUGAUAAAGAUGGAUUUGUUACACUUUCCGAGCUGAAACGAUGGAUUGAAUACACCCAACGUCGUUACAUCGACGAAGAUGUUAACCGAACAUGGAGAAUGCACAAUCCAGAUAAUAAUGAUACAAUCAGUUGGGAAGUAUACCGAGAUAAUGUGUAUGGCUUUUUGGAUACCAUGGAUCAAGAAGAAAUUGAAAACGAUGAGCAUAGCUUGUCUUUUAAACGCUUACUAAAGCGCGAUCGGCGUCGAUGGGGUGUUGCUGAUAAAGACUUAGAUGAUAAACUAACACGUGAAGAAUUCACAGCAUUUUUACAUCCAGAAGAUCAUCCUACAAUGAAAGAUAUAGUACUAACUGAAACAAUUGAGGACAUUGAUAGCAACGGAGAUGGUAAAGUUAGCGUAGAUGAAUACAUUGCAGACAUGUACCGCAAUUCGGAACCCAACGACGAAGAACCUGAAUGGGUUAAAAGUGAAAGGGAAGGAUUUUCUAAAUUCCGUGAUAUAAAUGGUGACGGAUUUUUAGAUCGUGAGGAGGUACGCGCUUGGAUCGUACCGAAAGAUUUUGAUCACGCAGAGAGUGAAGCAAAGCAUCUAGUGUUUGAAGCCGAUAAUGAUGACGAUGAAAAACUAACAAAAGAAGAAAUUAUAGAAAAAUAUGACGUGUUCGUUGGUUCCCAGGCGACCGAUUUUGGGGAGGCGUUGGCGCGUCAUGAUGAAUUCUAGAUUAAAUAUAUCAACAGAUUUGAAAGCCACAAAGAACAAAUCCACAGUCUCGAAUUGAAAGAAUCAAUGUUUUAAAAUCUAAUUGUAGUACUAUAUUAGUAUAAAAGUUCUCUUGUGUUAACACUUGCCUUUUGUAACUCUUAAUAAUCUUAAAAAUUUAUAUACAUAAUUAAGUUUAACCGGCAUAAAAAGCUGUCAAAAGCGUGUGUUUAAGUCAGCUUGGCCACAAAUACCUUAUGUUACUUACCUGUGCCAAAAAUGUUCAUUAGAUGUACUAUAAUUCCUACUAAUAUUUACAUAUUCGUUGAUAACGAAAUCGAAAUUGUACAUUUACAUAAAUACAUCUAUAUACAUAUGGCCACACAAGUGAAAUCUACAAAGUUCUCCAAUUUUAUUUGAGAUGGACUGCACUUGUAAUAAAAGCCAAAUACAACCAUGAAAAGUUUGUUUUUUAAUUAUACCUUCUGUUUUUUUACGGAGAGAAGUGAAGCAUGUAAAUGCGUUCUACUGCAAAGGUCAGCAAUAUUUUAUAUGCCGGCCACUAUGUACUUACGAAAUUUUGAAAUCCUACAAACAAAAAUUACUGAAUAAAGUCACACAAAAAGUUCCAGAAUAGUCAAAUAAUUGUCGCGAUGGUUUAAUGGGGUUGAGAUAAGCAAAUGUGUCUAUUAUUUAACUUCCUCUAUGUAUGUAUUGUAUAUAACACCAUAUUUAUAUCAAUUGUGUGCUUAUGAACUGUUUAUAUGAUUUAAAAAACAUGUAUGUACAAAUAUGUAAGUAAUCAUAUGUUAUACAGUGUAUGUAUGUAU
Messenger RNA from Zeugodacus cucurbitae (melon fly), 2008 nucleotides. RefSeq names its product calumenin-B (gene scf). The record is from RefSeq and is a predicted model, not a curated record. The transcript has a single exon. Gene Ontology annotation, cellular component: endoplasmic reticulum. NCBI's taxonomy places the organism in Eukaryota, Metazoa, Arthropoda, Insecta, Diptera, Tephritidae. Gene Ontology annotation, molecular function: calcium ion binding. Bases 195 to 1199 code for a protein of 334 amino acids.